Messenger RNA from Kalmanozyma brasiliensis GHG001, 4572 nucleotides. Its product is annotated as RNA recognition motif domain protein. Gene Ontology annotation, molecular function: RNA binding; peptidyl-prolyl cis-trans isomerase activity; voltage-gated chloride channel activity. Gene Ontology annotation, cellular component: endoplasmic reticulum; membrane; early endosome. The transcript is spliced from 2 exons. Gene Ontology annotation, biological process: intracellular iron ion homeostasis; protein peptidyl-prolyl isomerization; transmembrane transport. NCBI's taxonomy places the organism in Eukaryota, Fungi, Basidiomycota, Ustilaginomycetes, Ustilaginales. The record is from RefSeq and is a predicted model, not a curated record. The coding region runs from base 1 to 4572 and encodes 1523 amino acids.
AUGAGCGUCCUUCUCGAAACGUCUCUGGGCGACAUUGUGAUCGACCUUCACACGGACCUUGCGCCGCGCUCUUGCACCAACUUCCUCAAGCUAUGCUCGAAGCAUUUCUACAAGCUCAACGCGUUCUUCCGAGUCGAGAAGGACUUUCUGGCGCAAACGGGUGAUCCUUCCAACACAGGCAAAGGCGGAGCAAGCAUCUGGUCGCAGCUGCCAUCCAACUCACAGGACCGGUCGACGAACACAUACUUUCAUCCAGAGACGAUAGGCGAUCAGUUGCAACAUACCAAGAAGGGCACAGUGUCGUUUGCGUGCUUCCGCAAGCAGGUAAAGCGCUCGGAUGCGGAUGGAGAGGAUGAGACGGCAGAACUAGUUGCAGGAUCACAAUUCUUCAUCACGCUCAAGGACGAGAUUGACUACCUCGAUGGCAAGCACGCGCCGUUCGGCAUCGUUGUAGAAGGCCAAGAGCCAGGUGGAACACUGGACAAGAUCAACGAGGCGUUCACUGACGACCAAAAGCGACCGCUCAAGGACAUCCGCAUCCGCCAUGUCGUGGUGCUCGAAGACCCCUUCAGGGACCCGGAUGCCUUUGUCCCACCCUCACGCUCCCCCUCGCCAACCCCGUCACAGAUCCGCGCGCUCCGGCUGGCCGACGACGAAGACCUCAUCGAUGACCGUGACGACACCACCAAGGAAGAAUCUCGCCGCAACGCCGACACCAACGCAGCCGCGCUAACACUCGAAAUGGUCGGCGAUCUGCCCUUCGCCGAAAUCCGUCCACCCGAAAACAUCCUCUUCGUGUGCAAGCUCAACCCGGUCACCCGCAGCGACGACUUGGAACUCAUCUUUUCGCGCUUCGGCAAGAUCCUCUCGUGCGAAGUGAUCAAGGACAAGAAGACGGGCGAUUCGCUGCAGUAUGCGUUUAUCGAGUUUGAUCAGAAGGACGAUGCCGAGCGGGCGUAUUUCAAGAUGCAGAACGUGCUGGUGGACGAUCGACGGAUUUGGGUGGAUUUCUCGCAGAGCGUGAGUCGACUGCAUGGGGAUUGGGUGAAGAAGAGGAAUGGCGGGAGGGACGCGCCGAAGGGUCAUUAUGGAUGGGGCGGGGAGAGGUCGAAUGGUGCGGGCGGUACAGGGAGCGUGGAUUCGUAUCGACCAAGGGAGGAUACCGCUCCUUCACAUCGAAGAAGGAGUGUGGCAGGCAAUGCGAUCACAAUGAACGCCUCGCCCCAUUCCAAACCGAGCGCUUUGGCGCCUCCACCAUCACCGGGUGCAGGCGGCCCUGGCCCAUCGCGUCGCAACAGUACCUACACAGCCAAUGCCGGUGCAGAGGACGACGAGGCGCUCGACGAGAUCCGCAGAUACGAGUCCUUCUCCACCGUCGAUUGGGUCGUCGACAACACGCGCGAGCGCAACAGGAUAGCCCGCGAACGACAAGCUGCAUCCGCCCACUUCGUCUUGUCUUCUUCCAGCAACGCGCAUCUCGCCAAUGGAUCGACACACGCAAACUCGGACGCUGCUUGGGGUCGCUCCGGUUUCGGCAGGGGUGGAGUGCCGCCUCGUUGGUGGCCCAAAGGCCCGUGGGGGAGAAGAGCCUGGCUCGUAUGGGGCAUCCUCAAGACCGCUCUCUCGGCAUUCGCGGAUAGCGGUCUGAUCGUGCUCGUCGGCAUCCUCAUCGGCAUCAACAUGGGCGUCAUCAGCUUGGCGACCGAAUGGGCAUCGGAUCUCAAGCAGGGCUACUGCAGCUCUGGUUGGUGGCUGAACCAGAAGUUCUGCUGCUGGGAGAUGAUGGACCAAGCAGGUCCUGGCGGUGCUCCUCUGCCAGCUGCAGCAAAGGCGUUGGCAACGGCGACUGUGACCGUGACUGCUUCGUUGAGUGGUCCCACCCCAACCGACGCUGCAGAAGCUGCAGCGAGUGUCACUGCCGCCGUAAGGAGGGCCGUCUUCGAUUCACACUCGUACGGGGCGGUUGCGGACACGGCCUACAACCUCUCAAUACGCGCCAUCCCAGAUCAUACUCUGUGGGCACGGUCCGCUCACGAAGUCCUUCACGACGGCUUCGGGACUGGCUUGCGGCUACUAGCUCGGGCUGAGGGCGCUGCUGACGGUGCAGCGGACCUCAGCGAAACAUGUACAGACUGGGUGCCAUGGUCGAAAUGGGCAGUGCCAGCCUACAUCAUCUACAUCCUCUUUGCCGGCAUCCUCUCGUUCCUCUGCGCACAUCUCGUCAAGGCGUUCGCACCCUACGCAGCAGGCAGUGGUAUCUCAGAGAUCAAGUGCAUUCUCGCUGGCUUCGUCAUCAACGGCUAUCUCGGCUUUUGGACGCUAGCGAUCAAGAGUCUCACGCUGCCAUUAGCGAUCGCAUCUGGCCUCAGCGUCGGGAAGGAAGGUCCUGCGGUCCACGUGGCGUGCUGCAUCGGCAAUGUGGUAGCAAGCUUCUUCCGCUCGUUCAACCGCAGUCAGGCCAAGAUGCGCGAACUGCUCACGGCCUCUUCGGCGGCAGGCGUCGCCGUCGCCUUCGGCUCUCCCAUCGGUGGAGUGCUCUUCUCGCUCGAAGAGAUGGCGUACAACUUUCCCGCUUCCACCAUGUGGCGCUCCUUCCUCUGUGCGCUGGCAGCCACCGUGACGCUCUCGUUCAUGAACCCCUUUCGCACGGGCAAGCUCGUUCUGUUCCAGGUCUCAUACGAUCGAGACUGGCACUACUUUGAGAUCAUCUUUUACAUUCUCAUCGGCAUCUUUGGCGGUCUGUACGGCGCUUUUGUCAUCAAGUACAAUCUGCAGGUGCAGUCGUUCCGACGUAGCUACCUGGCCAAGCACGGCGUCAGCGAAGCGGUGGUGCUUGCGGUGCUGACGGCGGUGAUUGGGUAUACGAACAAGUUUCUGCGCAUCGACAUGACGGAAUCGCUCGAGAUUCUCUUCAGAGAAUGCGAGGGCGGGGGCGAUUACGACAACCUGUGCAAGACGUGGGCGCAAUGGCGCAUGGUCAACUCGCUUCUGCUCGCUACGGUGCUCCGAACGGCCCUCGUCAUCGUCUCCUACGGCUGCAAGGUUCCUGCGGGCAUCUUUGUCCCCUCGAUGGCCAUCGGUGCCACCUUUGGCCGUAUGUUCGGCAUCCUCGUCAAGGCGCUGCACAACGCCUAUCCGCACUGGUCGCUCUUCUCAGCCUGCCAGCCGGACGUGCCCUGCAUCACCCCGGGCACGUACGCCUUCCUCGGCGCCGCAGCCGCCCUCGCCGGCGUCACCCGCAUCACCGUCUCCGUCGUCGUCAUCAUGUUCGAACUCACCGGCGCACUCACCUACAUCUUGCCCACCAUGAUCGUCGUCGGCAUCACCAAGGGCAUCGCCGACUGGUUUUCGCGCGGAGGCAUUGCCGAGCAGAUGAUCAAGUUCUCCGGCUAUCCAUUCCUCGAUAAGGACGACCACAACUUUGGGGUGCCCGUGGCGGAUGUGAUGCAUGCGAAUCCGACGGUGCUGUAUGCAGACGGGAUGAAGCUCGGCGAGCUGGAGGCGAGGAUGAGCGAGGGCUCGUAUAAGGGAUUCCCGGUGGUGCAGGGGAAGGAGGAUGCGAUGCUGCUCGGGUACGUCGGGAAGGUGGAGUUGCGGUAUGCGAUUGGCAAGGCGAGGCGGGCGCGUGCGCUGGGUGCGGAUACGACGUGCGUGUUCAGUGUCGGGCCGAACGCCACUCAAGGGCCCGGCAGUGUGGGCGGAAGAGGUGCGCCGCAGCAGGACCUUCUCAACGUGUCAUCGAUCCCUACGACCGCAGCUGCAGACCGUGCCGUACGGGAAGACAUGCUCAAUCGCUUUAGCAGCGCCACCACUCUUGGCGUCAGCAGCACAACCACCUCCGGCGGCGCGGGCGCCCGACGCUCCUCCCUCCGUCGACACGAAGCCGAAUCCCUCAUGACCACUCUCGACGACGACGCGAGCGACGCAGAGGACGACCCGGACGCCGACCCGAUCCUCGGCCCCGCCGGUGGCGGCAUCGACGGAGAAGGCGAAUCCGACCUCCUCGAGCUCGCGGGCUGGAUCGACCCCACCCCACUCCUCGUUCAACCAGGCAUGGCGCUCGAGACCGUCAUGGACAUGUUCAAGAACCUCGGACCGCGCGUCAUCCUCGUGGUCGAAUACGGCAAGCUGUCGGGGUUGGUGACGGUGAAAGAUGUGUUGAAGCGGAUCGCGCUGGAGGAGAGGUCGGAGGCUGUUGCGCGAUCGGCUGCUGCUGGAUUGCCGAGUGGAGCAACCAGCGAGCCGAGUGCGAGUGGCGAACUGGAGCUGCUGUUGAAGGAGGCGUACGAGUGGGUGGCGGAUCGAUGGGCGACCGUGGCGCCUCAUGUGGAACGACUAGGGGAUAGGUUCGGGCGACGACAGAGGGCGAGCGGACAACAGCAAGCGGGAGAGGGGAGGUACGGUAGAGUGAGACAGGAUGCGGGAGAGAUGUACGACGAGUCGGGACCCGCACUGAGUCCGACGGAUGAUCUGCCGUUGCGCGCGUCGCUGAGCCGCAACGGCUCGCAGCAGAGACUCAAGAAGACGGGGCGCGAACAGGAGCAGUUUGUGCUCGGGGAGGAGGACGAGUGA